Cucurbitaria berberidis CBS 394.84 is the source of this 1132-nucleotide messenger RNA. RefSeq lists its product as uncharacterized. NCBI's taxonomy places the organism in Eukaryota, Fungi, Ascomycota, Dothideomycetes, Pleosporales, Cucurbitariaceae. The record is from RefSeq and is a predicted model, not a curated record. Bases 252 to 923 code for a protein of 223 amino acids. The transcript has 2 exons.
UGUCCAGAACCAAACCAGGAAAAUCCCUGGAUAUAGGAAGCCUACUACUGCCGCUCGGUUUCCGACCCAUGUAGAGACUGGAGAUGCCUACAAACUCUUGAAAGACUUCUUUUACGUAUGACAACGAACAGGAGGUCCUCGUGCAUCGCAAUCGUUCCGCUGUCGAUCAACAAAAAGCUUGAACGAUCAGAUGACAUCCAAUCUAGGAGAUCGAGUGCGGUAAGCAAGAGCCUAAUUCGGCGUCGUUGCGGAUGUUGGAUUGGACAGGUCUCGACUGCAUGAGACGCGGCUCAGUGGUGACAUGGCCCGCUAUGCCGUCAAGUGCACGUGCAUUAGUACGGCACACUAGACACGCUCGGCACCCGAGACUGGGGUCAGUUGUUUGGGGAUAUAUUAGCGUGGGAUCCCGUCGACGGGGGUCCUUUCCGUGCCAUUGCCAAGGUCCGUCGGACUGCCUCCCCAGUGGGAGAUCCUGCUCCAUGAGCCCACUUUCAAGGAGAUGGCGCUCUUUAUUUGCAGGUAGCCCGAGGCAAAUUCAAGCGGCAAACGCGCUGCCAUCUUCUGCGGCCUUAUUCUGCCAUGCUUUCGAGCUCGCUAAUGCAAUAAUGAGCAUGUUUAAGGGAACUUGCUUUUGCCUCGAGCUAUCAUCCUGGGCCGAAAAAGCAAAGAAUAUAGGGAUACCAAUAGAUGCGGCAAGAGCGGCAUGGGUCCAUUGCAACGGCUUUGUGCCACCAGCCUGUACUAGACUUGUCUAUUGGCCUCGACAACUUCCAAGUGUCUCACCCUCUGUGCCGGGACGGGGCUACGUUGAAUGCAAGCGAAGAGACAUAUGCUGCAUCUGUAUGGUCAAUGCAGGUACUGCCAGGAACAAGGAGCAAGAUACGGCAGCUGCAACCAAUUCUCCGACACGACGCACUGUUUGAGCGUGCCCGAACUUCUCCUUGGGCCCAGGAGAUUGGGUCUGUCUUCGAAGCACCUUGAUAGGAUUUAUAUCUCUUUGAUCUGCAAUCUUUAGCCGUUGGGAUUGAUGUGUCAACCGCAUAACGGCUUUUUUGUAUCUUUCUAUUCAACGGUGCUGCAAAGUCACAGCUACGAUGAAUCACAACUAUACCAAGAGUAUGAUGAUCGGCUU